CCCCUUCAUAUGAUUAGAACCGUCUAACGUAGUUCUAUUGUUGUACUUUACUCAGCUGAUAGACGUUUUUUGUUUCUUUGUCAGCACACUUGAAAAAAAUCUAUCUAAGUUACAACGAUGAACAAUUGUUUUUAAAUCAAAUUAGGUAUUAUUUAGUAAUUAUGUUGGCCCCAGAACGCGGAUCAACGAACACCGACGAGCCAGAAGCUCCGUUGGUGUCCAACAAUUUUAUUCGAAAAAUCUCGGGGAUAUUUAACAGACAACCCAGCAGUGAAACAAGUGAUGCACCCAGUUAUGUACAAUUUGGUACAUUUCACGAGACGUCGGAGACUCGCACCUUGGGAAUAUUCGCUGGUGUAUUCAGUCCAGUGACACUUUCCAUGUUCUCUGCUUUGAUGUUCCUUCGAAUGGGAUUUCUUGUUGGGAAUGCUGGACUGUUAGUUACAUUGGGACAAUUUGUUAUAGCCUAUGCUAUUUUGGUGUUUACUGUAAUGUCUAUUUGUGCAAUAUCAACGAAUGGAGCUGUAGAAGGGGGAGGUGCUUAUUUUAUGAUUUCACGAACACUGGGACCAGAAUUUGGUGGUUCAAUAGGAACAUUAUUUUUCUUGGCGAAUAUUGUAAGCAGCGGUUUAUACAUUUCUGGAUGCGUUGAAGGUUUAGUUGAUAAUUUUGGGCCUUCUGGUAAUUUAUUGUUUUCAUAUAAAUUAUAUUUUUAUUUACCCAUUGUAUAUUUAGGUUCCUUAAUAAAAGGGUUGAUGCCUGACGGGAGAUGGUGGCAGUUUUUGUAUUGUUCGUGCCUUAAUUUUUUGAAUCUCUUGAUUUGCCUUAUUGGCGCAUCAAUGUUUGCCAAAACUAGCGUUUUUGUUUUGGCCAUUGUAAUUGGUUGCCUGGGAGUGACGAUUUUCAGCUUUUUCUAUCAAGGCUUCCUAGAGGUGCCAAUUCCUGAUUCAAAUACUUUAAUACAAAACGCUAGUUAUCAUGUAUCUGAAAACUAUACAGGGCUUAGCUCAGCAACACUCUACUCAAAUAUGUGGCCCCAAUAUGGUCUCGAUUACACGUCUAAAGGUGAAAUAGUAACAUUUGCCACUGUUUUCGGAGUCCUGUUUUCUGGCGUGACAGGAAUUAUGGCUGGCGCAAACAUGAGCGGUGAACUAAAAAAUCCCGGCAAGGCAAUUCCAAGGGGCACUUUAUCAGCAGUGGGUUUCACUUUUGUGGCUUACAUUGUUGUUACUUUUCUCACUGCUGCAACAAGCACAAAAGAACUGCUCCAAAAUGACUACAUUUUUAUGGCGGGCGUUAGCGUGUUUCCUGUUAGUGUUGUCGUCGGAAUACUUGUGGCCACCUGGUCGGCAGCCCUGAGCAACGUUAUCGGGAGUUCUAGAGUUUUAGAGGCACUAGCAAAAGAUCGAGUUUUCGGAUCAUUUUUGUCUUUCAUACCAAAAGGGACAUGGAAUGGAAAUCCAGUAGCUGCAGUUUUAGUGUCUGCCUUACUUGUACAACUGGUUUUGCUCAUUGGUUCUCUGAACGUUAUUGCUCAAUUAAAUUCCGUGCUCUUUCUCCUCAGUUAUUUGGCGACGAAUCUCGCAUGUCUCGGGCUGGAGUUGGCUGGGGCUCCGAACUUCCGGCCGACUUUCGACUACUUUACUUGGCACACCGCAUUGGUGGGACUUUUGGGAACCAUCAUCAUGAUGUUUGCAAUUAACGGCAUUUAUGCCGCUUGCAGUAUUUUAUUAUGCUUGCUGUUAGUCUUGUUCCUACACUUCUUCUCGCCCUCCAAAGAGGCGCAAUGGGGAAGUAUAUCCCAAGCACUUAUUUUCCAUCAAGUCCGUAAAUACUUACUGCUGUUGGACUCGAGGAAAGAUCACGUGAAGUUCUGGCGGCCGCAAGUACUGUUACUUGUAAAUAGCCCCAGGACAGCUUGUCCCUUGAUAGACUUCAUAAAUGCGUUAAAGAAAGGCGGUUUGUACGUUCUUGGGCACGUUGUUACUAAUCAAAUGCCAAAUCCCGAAGUGGACCCCACCCUAGGAAUGACUGUACAUUGGUUGAAUUUGGUGGAUCAUUUGAAAGUUAAGGCUUUCGUUGAACUAACCGUGGCGCCAACCGUAAGGGACGGACUUCAACAUUUAAUGAGGCUCUCUGGCAUGGGUGCCAUGAAACCAAACACCAUUGUACUUGGCUUUUUAGAUUCGGAAGAAUCUGUUGAUUUCCUUCAAAGUUCCUCCUCCUCAUACUGCAGUCAAGAAUUCGACAACGACAUUUUCCCAAUAACCAACCAAAGUUCUCUAAGUCCUUUAGAAUAUGUGCAGAUGAUGAGAGAUGUAUUGUGCAUCAAAAAGAACUUGUGUUUGUGUAGAAAUUUCUCAAAAUUGAACAAAAUUGGAAAUAAAUCUAAAAAAUACAUUGAUGUGUGGCCUGUAAAUUUCUUACAUCCAGGAGACAAUGAUGCCUUUGAUACUACAUCUUUGUUCAUGAUGCAACUUGCAUGUAUUGUUAAUAUGGUCCCAAUUUGGAGCAAACUGAAAUUAAGAGUUUGCGUCUGCGAUGAAACUAGACUAACGUAUUUCAGCAUUAAUUCUGUCAACCAAUCUCACUCUGAGAGGCUUAAAAAUUUGCUUAAAAACUUACGAAUUGCUGCUGAACUAUUUCCGGUAAACGGAUGGACCAAUACCAUAGAAACGCACAGUUCUGGUAUAAAUGAAUAUUUAAAUAGUGUGAAUGGUUUAAUCCAACAACAAACUGAAGAUACGGCGGUAACAUUUAUUUAUCUUCCACAUCCACCUAGAGAUGAUGAAGCGGCUCAAUCAUACUAUAAUAAACUAGAAAUUAUUUCCAGAAAUUUACCACCAACAAUUUUUGUACAUGGUGUAAAUACUGUAACGUCUACAACUUUAUAGUUGAAUUUUUAAGUGAUAUUUUAAUGUUAAAUGUGUAAAUCUCAAUUUUAUUUUAUAUUAAUACAUAUAUUUUAGAAUUAUAGGCGAUAUUUUUAUGUAUGUAUAUUGUUAACAAAUUUAAAUGAUGACAUUUAUUACCAAAGUAAUUAUUACAUUUACAAAUCUAAUUAAUAUUAUAUGUAUCUAUUUUUAUUAUAUUUUUUAACAUAUCACCAUAAUGUUAAGAUGAAAUUGCCUUACAAUGUAAUACUGUGAUUUACAUUUUCAUAUACAUAUUAAAAUAAAUUUUUU
Aethina tumida (small hive beetle) is the source of this 3185-nucleotide messenger RNA. Its product is annotated as solute carrier family 12 member 9. The record is from RefSeq and is a predicted model, not a curated record. Bases 162 to 2894 code for a protein of 910 amino acids. Lineage: Eukaryota; Metazoa; Arthropoda; Insecta; Coleoptera; Nitidulidae. Gene Ontology annotation, biological process: chloride ion homeostasis; cell volume homeostasis; chloride transmembrane transport. Gene Ontology annotation, cellular component: membrane. Gene Ontology annotation, molecular function: potassium:chloride symporter activity. The transcript has 8 exons.